Messenger RNA from Spea bombifrons (plains spadefoot toad), 946 nucleotides. RefSeq names its product dicarbonyl and L-xylulose reductase (gene DCXR). The coding region runs from base 28 to 762 and encodes 244 amino acids. The transcript is spliced from 8 exons. Lineage: Eukaryota; Metazoa; Chordata; Amphibia; Anura; Pelobatidae. Gene Ontology annotation, biological process: xylulose metabolic process; glucose metabolic process. The record is from RefSeq and is a predicted model, not a curated record. Gene Ontology annotation, molecular function: L-xylulose reductase (NADPH) activity; carbonyl reductase (NADPH) activity.
CCGGUCAUGUGAGUUCACUCCGGGGAGAUGGAGAUCAGCUUCGCGGGGCUGCGGGCUCUGGUGACCGGGGCGGGGAAGGGGAUCGGCCGGGACACUGUGAAGGCGCUGCGGGCAGCGGGAGCCGAAGUGACCGCCCUGAGCCGGACGGCGGGGGACCUGGAGAGCCUGGCCCGGGAGUGCCCUGGCGUCCGGACCGUCUGCGUAGAUCUGUCCCAGUGGGACGCCACGGAGAGAGCACUGAGCUCCGUUGGCCCCGUGGACCUGCUGGUGAACAAUGCAGCCGUCGCGCAUCUACAGCCCCUUCUCCAAGUCACCGAGGAGGCGUUUGACCAGAGCUUCGCGGUGAACGUGAAGUCCGCUUUGCUCGUGUCUCAGAUCGUCGCCCGUCAGAUGAUUGCCCGCGGGGUGUCGGGGUCUAUCGUCAACGUAUCGAGUCAAGCUUCCCAAUGUGCUCUUCAAGACCAUGCCGUAUAUUGUGCCACAAAGGGGGCCUUAGACAUGCUGACCAAGGUGAUGGCGCUGGAGCUGGGCCCCAAAAAGAUCCGUGUUAAUUCUGUGAACCCCACGGUAGUUCUGACCGACAUGGGGCGUCUUGGAUGGAGCGACCCUCAGAAGGCCGGUCCCAUGCUGAGCCGGAUUCCCCUGGGGCGCUUCGCAGAGGUUGAAGACGUGGUUAACGGCAUUCUCUUCCUGCUCAGCGAUAAGAGCGCGAUGAUCAGCGGCGUCUGUCUCCCGGUGGACGGCGGCUUCCUCGCCUGCUGAUCGGCGGAAUCCGACUCUUCGUGGAAAUCUGAACCUCGCUUCCAAGUUCCACGCUCGCUGCGUCUCUUUCCUUAUUAAUCAGCAACUUAUUCCCUCAAAUUGUAUCUCAAACCCCUAACUUUCCCCAAAUCCUACGUUAUUCGGUAAUUUCAAUAAAACGCAAUAAAAUAAUUGUAUUAGAAAA